GAUCAGAAUGAGGCGGCGUGACGUCAGUUGUUGUGACGGAGAGUGACGCUCUUCCUCGCUCUCCCUCUUGUGUCCCUCUCCCAGCUUGUCCCAAGUCUUUCCCUCUCCCAUGAGCUCUCCCUGACCACCAUGUCCGCCCUGUUCGCCUGCUCGCGCUGUUUCAGUCGCCACCCCUUUGAGGAACUCUCCCAGGGGCAGCAGCUGUGCAAGGAGUGUAGAGGUUCGUUUCCAAUUGUAAAGUGCACAUACUGUCGAAGUGAAUUCCAGCAAGAAAGCAAGAGCAGCACAGUCACUAUCUGCAAGAAAUGUGAGUCUAUGGUGAAGCAGCACGGUAAGCCCUCAGCCUGCGAGUACUGCAACGUGAUAGCGGCAUUCAUCGGCAACAAGUGUCAGCGGUGCACCAACUCAGAGCGCAAGUAUGGCCCCCCUCUUUCGUGCGACCAGUGUAAGCAAAAAUGUGCAUUCGACAGAAAGGAUAUUGACAAGAAAAAGGUGGAUGGGAAGCUGCUGUGUUGGCUGUGUACACUCUCCUACAAAAGAGCACUGGCCAAAACCAAAGUCACAGAUCCUGCAAGACACUCUCACAUCAAGUUGGGUUCUCGGUCUGGUCACCACAAGGACAAAGAAAGACACAAGCUGAGUGGACACAACAAGCGCCCCAACCGUCCCGAUGUGACCAAGAUACCUCAGGAGGAGCCCCCAGCCAAGCUGGGGUUAUAUGAUACAGGCAAAGACACUCAGAAUAUGGAAAUACAUGACAAUUUUAAGGCUUUGGUCUCUAGGAACUCUGGACCAAUGAGGGAUGACCCAGGGACGGCCGACCAGCUGGUCCUGAUCACACAGCUGCGUGAACAGAUAGCACACUUGGAGAAGCAGCUCUCAGGGAAGGAUGCACAACUCCUGGCUAAAGAGAAGCAGAUGACAGAGUUGAAGGCUUCACAGUUCACAAUUGAACAGGAGCUGCGUCAAAAGAUGAAGAAUGUGUCACGUGAGUUUGACAGUAAGGUUGAAAUACUACAGAAGAAGAUUCGUGAGCAGACCAGAGAAAUUGCUUUGCUAAACCGAGGAAAGAAGAAAGGAGACAAGAACGCCGUGCUCUCCGCCACGGACGGAGGCUCCUCUGGGACAGACAGCCCCUCCGUGGGCUAGUGAUGUGGUGGUGGCACAUCCCUGAUUUAUGUUCCUCAGGUGUACUCUUUCAGUUUCAAACUUGAAGGUAUUUUUAACAAAGGUAAUUUUUAUUCUUAAUCAGUUACUCUGUCAUAAACUUUAGUUCUUUCUGCUUUCAUAAAGUUUCCUUAAUUGAGUUGUUUUCAAAAUUGAAGUACCUAAAGUAAAUAACAAGAUUUAUUAGUAAUUUCAGAAAUAUAUAUAUUUUGGAAUCAUUAUUUUCAUUAAUUCUUUUAUAGAUGUAUAAUUAAUGGUGUGAUACACUUGAGAACUUUUUGUGUCAAAUAUUUUAAUGGGCUAAUUAAAAGAUAGUUAAAUAUAUAAACCUUUUUAGUGAGGAUACUUCCAUCAUUUGUUGUAAGUUUCCAGCAAUAUGAGGAUUUUGCUUGUUGAUAUAUCCUCGUAUGAAAUGGUCACAGGAAGGUGUGUAGUGCUUCAGAAGAGUGGGUUCACCUCUCAUGAUGCUCCAUGUAUAACUCAGUGUCAGUGUGCAGACAGUGCACUUCAUUGUCCUAAUAUUUCACAGUUGUAAGUUAUACACUGUAUAUUAUUUCACCAGUUAAGAUGAAUAUGUAUAUAUUCCAUUGAUUUCUAUUAGGUUUUAUCAUUCAAAGAACAUAUACUAAAUAUGUUAUAUUUGUAAAUUUUGAAGAAAAAACUGGGUAAGAACUAAGGAGUAAGUUUACUAUUGUAAACCAUGAAAGAUAUUUCUGAGGCUAUGAUAUUUUUGUAGGAAACUGUACAUAGACAUUUUAGAACUGUGAUGAGUGAGGCAGAGUGAAGGCGUGGGAGGCUGAGACAAGGCAGAAUAUGGGUAUUAAUUUUGACUUGCUAGACAACCCUAGCAGUUUCAAGCUUGCAGUUUUAGGAUCCACCACUACCUCCUAUACACAACAUUUUCAGGAUAAUUUUUUCUUUCAUAUUUUUUGUUGCUUACAACCAUUGAGAUACGUAAGAUCUGUGACAGACAAGUCACAGCUGUUAAUUCUGUUGCAGCAAAAUUUAAAAAAAAUUAUUUUCAUAUACUGUAAGGGAUUUCUGUAGAUAAGCUGGUACUCAGCAGUUAGCUCUCUAACUCAUUAUUGCUGAGCUGCUUCAUAAUCUUUCUGUACACUUUUUCUUUCCUUUUAAAUCCCUCUGUUACAGGGAUGUACUCCCUUGGAUCUUGCUUAAGUCAGUGCCGAGUGGCGGUAAUCUUAGGGCACCAUGAAUACAACAAACCACUAAUGACGGUGCAUCGCGUCCUGAGUGUGUGGUGCAUCAGCAAGGAUCAAAUAAUGAAUGUCAACAGUAAUUUUCCAAAUUUGCAAAUGCUCUUCCCUCCUUCCUAGUGUGCCUGGUCAGUUUUUUUUUUUUUUUACCAGGGGAUAGAGGCAGUAGCUGUUUGUCAUGAUAGAUACAACAUCGUGUACCAAGUGGCUUUGUGUAGGAAAAAAGCCCAGUUUAUGUCACCAAUUCCUAACCAUAGUUUAAGGAUUAUUCGACAGUAUUAUGGCAGUUCAUUAAUGAUAGAGAAACAGCUCUGUUGCCAAAUAUGCAAGGACUUGCAUAAAGAUUUCAAAUGAAAUAAUCUAUCUUGUAAUGAUACCACAAGGGUGGGUGGUUGUUCUGUCAAGCCUCCAUUGGUAAGGUGAAAUGUGGUGAGGCUUGUUACUGUCCUGCGUUACCUGGUGAAUGUUGUCAUUGUUAGAACUGAGCCAACUCAUCUCUAAGGGGUGAUAUUACUACAAAGACAGGCAGAUGUAGAUUUACGUGUUAAAAAAAUUGUGAUCAGCAGCUUGCAAGAAAGAUUUAUUUUCUGUUUUGCACAUCAUAAUUACCCCAUUGGCUUAAUUGAGUACAUGAUUAGGAUUAGUGCAAAAGUCAUCUUGGAAAUAGAUCUCACUGCUAUUUGUGCCAGUGUCAAUUCCAGUACAGUUGGUCACAAGGCAGUUAAAGCCACUAAUUACAUCACAUUUUAAAGAAGACACAGAAAAGUUCUUCACUUCUGCCUUCACCCUUUGCCUCCUCCCUGAGUACCUGCCCUAUUGUAAUGAAUGCAUAAGCCUCUAGUAGUAUUAGUUUGUGCCCAAAUGCAAGCCAAUCAAUAGCUGUUAGUCUUUCAGUAAAGCUCAUUAAUACAGUUUGACAGAUUGUGGCAGGAAGUAAUGUGUAUUCUUUGUGAUGGGGAUGUUCGAGUGCUCCUUAGAAAUUUAUAUUUGUCUUGCACUGUGUUGAAAAUGGUCAGAAAAAGGAAAAGAGGCAAGAAAACUCAUAACCAGCGGAACGUUUUUGUUACAGUGCUAUUGUGCUUCGCAGAAAUUAUGUUGCAAAUUAUUUGAAGAAAACAUUGUAACAUCACAAGCUAGAUAUAUUCUGCCUACUGCUACCUGCCCUCCAGGUUGCAUAGUUCUCUAUUGGCCCCAAAGAUAUUGACCAGUGAAAGUUGAAUCAGCUUUGAGGUUUUCUGCUUCAGUAUAGCAUUACUUUCAAGUUGCUGGUGGGCUGACAUUUUAGCAUAGCAUAGUAACAUCAGUGGCUCUGCAUUAUGUCUUGAAGGCCUGUGGAUUGAGUACACACCUCUGCUGCUUUUUUCAAUCAAUACUAUUAAACUUGCUUUAGAGUGUGCAUACAAAUAUUAAUGUACAGUGAGUUGUUUAAAUAUAAUGUAUGAUAGAUGAGAGCAUUGCUGAAGUCGUUGGUAAUGGAAGGCUGUAAGGAAGUGAUACUAUAAGAAACAGUCAUGUCCACUUAUGAUGACUGAUAGAGUGGACUGGUGUAAAUGUUAGACUACAAAAGAUAUAAUAUAAUAGGAAUAUUUUCACAAAUAAGAUGAGUGGAGAGUGUAAAAUGUUAUACCCAAUAUCUCUGAAAAUAAGGAGAGCAAUUGUGCAUGCCAGAAGUGUAGAGUAUUUGUAGAUACAUGAAUUGUGACUGCCUCAAGAGCCUCAGUGGAAAGUUUACCACAUCUUGUCCUGACAACUCCUCAGGUCAGAUGUAGGAAAGUUGAAGGGGUUGUUAUGGUAAAGCAAGGGUUAAGUCAGCUCUACUGCCAUGCCUCAGUGUAGAGAGACCUGUGUGUGCUGAGUUGCUAGCCCUCAUGUGUGAAGAUCUGUCCUCUUGGGAAUCAAGAGGUUGAGUUUGAGGGAAUGUGUGAGUGAGCACCUUGUCUUGGCUUCCCUCCCUUGACAGACACAUCAAAGCUAGUGAAUGGGUCUGAGGUAUUAGUGUGUUAUUCUUUACAAAGUGGAUAUGCAUAACUUUUGUGUACCUGCUGUAUAACCUGAACUAAAGAUAGGCUGCUGGACAUGUAUAUGGUCUAUGUUGUUAACUGUGUUUCUUCAGUGUAUAACACAAAUUUACUGACAGCUGCUUUUUCUUUGAUGUUAAACUUGCCAGUACUUUCAAUGCUAUUCCAUGUACUGAUAAGCAGGAGCAGAAAUUCCAUUAAAUGGAAUGUUUGUGGAUUAUGCUCAGGUUAUAAAAUUUAGUGCAAUCUUUUUUUAUUGUUAUGUGAUGCACAAUAUAUUGGGGAUUUUCAUUAAGGGUAAGUUUUUAAAGGCAAAAAGUAAAUCACAAACUUGACAGUGGUCACAGCUUUCGGUUCUGUUGUAAGAGCUGGCAGAAAUUGUAAAGUUGAGUGGGAAUGUGUUGCACUGGUGAAGUAUUUGUGACCAUCUGCCUAAAGCAGUGAUGCCUUGUUCUCUAUGUUUUCAUAUCUGCAUAAUUUUUCAUCACACACCUUGUCAGUUGGUUAUCCUUAAACCCGAACCCACACUCAACAAUGAUUUCUUUUCUCCGCCAUACCAUGAAAGCGAAUUACAUAAAUUGAGGCCUUACUGUAAAUUAUGGUGUUUAAGGACUGGCAUUUCGCAACUGACGUGACAUGAGUUUGGUCAGCAUGUGUAUGUUUUUUCAAAGGGAUGUGUUUUGUUGUUGGCUGUACUACUUAUUCCAUUCUUUUCUGUGUGAUUAAAUAUUCUAUUGCAGUGAUGUGUGUGCUAUGUGACACAGAGACUUCACUGUAAUCUGUUAUUUUGUGAAGAUUAAAUUGAAAGUGUGAGAGAGAGAGAGAGAGAGAGAGAGAGAGUUGUUGUAUACAGGGCAAUGAAUAAGCUGGCUCAAGUAAGGAUGCCAAGAAUUUUAAAACCUACAAAGUAUUUAAUUCUCUGCAUUUGUGUUCAUGAAGGCAAACAUUAACUAUUUUGCUGCUGUAGUCGUGUGUGUGUACCAUAGAGUGUGUUGUCUGUGAGGCAGCGAGGGGUUGGUGAGGACGUGGUGAGGCGCUCCAUGUCCUCAAGGUUUAGUAGUGUAUAUUAUGAGUCAUCCAUCAUUAUCCUGUUUCCCAUUAUUUUUUGCAAUACUUACCCACUGUACAGGUGAUGUAUACUCUUUAUUUAUGUACGUAGUAAGGUGCUUUGUGGAACUAGCUGCAUAAGAUAGUGGCAUUCAUUCAUUCAUUCACUCAUUCAUUGUACAAUUAAAAAGACAGGUGAGGUCUUGACAAGGAGGAACAAGAGGCCGUAGUAGGUUUGUUGUCCUCCGUGUGGCGAACAUAUGUUUUCUCGAACAAUCUGUCCAUAAUACGUAUCAUGAAUUGAAGUUGCAUGUAAUUUGUAACAAAGUAGUUACUUAAUAAAAAGAGUCGGCAAACAA
Molecule: messenger RNA, 5805 nt
Organism: Portunus trituberculatus (swimming crab)
Lineage: Eukaryota; Metazoa; Arthropoda; Malacostraca; Decapoda; Portunidae
Product: protein FAM76A-like
Exons: 8
Coding region: 130-1149 (339 amino acids)
Source: RefSeq, a predicted model, not a curated record